CAAUCCACUCAAAGAACCUGGUGUCCAUCGUGUACCUGCUGGCGCUGGCUAUCUACUACGCGGCACCCAUCCGCUUACCUGAGCAUGUGUCCGUCAAGGUGAUCGUAAUCAAGAAAAAGGAGGGAAUCCUGCAGACUGCUCAUGUGACCAAACAACUCACAAGUACCACAACAGACAUGAUGAUUGGAAGAUCAGAACGUGAUGCUUUUGACACCUUAUUGGAUCACGCACCUGACAAACUCAAUGUAGUGAAAACAUCGCUGAUUACAUUUGUGAAUAAACACUUGAACAAACUGAACCUGGAGGUGACGGAGCUGGAAUCACAGUUUGCAGAUGGUGUCUAUCUGGUGUUACUGAUGGGAUUGUUAGAAAAUUACUUUGUGCCGCUGUACAACUUCUACCUCACUCCUGAAAGCUUCGAACAGAAGGUAAGUCAUAAUGUCUCAUUUGCUUUUGAGCUCAUGCAAGAUGGUGGUUUACAGAAACCCAAAGCGAGACCAGAAGACGUGGUGAACUUGAAUCUGAAGUCAACACUCAGGGUGCUUUACAACCUUUUCACCAACUACAAGAACUCAGAGUAACACUGGAAGAGAUCCGAGGAAAGCCGCUACAUGCCUCACUGAUGCCAGGACUUCUGCGCUCACACAUGCACACACAUCCCCAGUGUUUCUUUUAUAC
Carassius auratus (goldfish) is the source of this 678-nucleotide messenger RNA. Its product is annotated as beta-parvin-like. Gene Ontology annotation, biological process: actin cytoskeleton organization; lamellipodium assembly; substrate adhesion-dependent cell spreading. Gene Ontology annotation, molecular function: actin binding. The record is from RefSeq and is a predicted model, not a curated record. Gene Ontology annotation, cellular component: cytoplasm; actin cytoskeleton; focal adhesion. NCBI's taxonomy places the organism in Eukaryota, Metazoa, Chordata, Actinopteri, Cypriniformes, Cyprinidae.